AUGACAAUAGACCAUCUGUAAACAUGGCGUCUGACUUCAGGUGGAGAUGUGUAGCGGUAGCGCUCCUUCUGUGCACACAUUUACUUUGUAUAUUAGCGACUGACAGCAAAGAAAAUUCCAAGAAGAAGAAGGACAUCCGAGACUACAAUGAUGCAGACAUGGCCCGGCUCCUAGAACAAUGGGAGGAGGAUGAUGACAUUGAGGAAGGUGACCUCCCAGAGCACAAGAGAUCUCCUCCCCCCAUCGAUUUCGCCAAGAUUGACCCCUCCAAGCCAGAAGAGCUGCUGAAGAUGUCCAAGAAGGGCAAGACUCUGAUGGUGUUUGCGACGGUGUCAGGAGAUCCCACUGAGAAAGAGACAGAGGAGCUCACCGGCCUGUGGCAGGGCAGCCUCUUCAACGCCAACUUUGAUAUUCAGAGGUUCGUGGUGGGCUCCAACAGGGUGAUCUUCAUGCUGCGGGACGGCAGUGUGGCCUGGGAGGUCAAAGACUUCCUUGUGACCCAGGAGCGCUGCUUGGACGUCACCGUGGAGGGACAGGUGUUCCCCGGUAAGGCUGCCAAGAAGGACGACGCCAAAUACAAGCAGCAGAAUGAAGUCAACACCAAGAAGAAGAGCAAAAAGAAGCCUGAGACCAAGAAGCCCGACUUGGAGGGGAACAGUGCCAGGCAUCUGCAGCAGGAGCUGUGAUUGAAUUCCACAGAGGGAGGAGAAGAGACUCGGGUCCCUUUUUCUUCUGGCCUUAGACAUGCAUAUUGUGACAACCAGUCUGUCGGCUAAAGGCUCUCGAGGGGCUGCAGGACCACCAAGGGAAGUGUCAGUGGUUCAGAGUCAGUGGUGUGAGUUAACCCGGACUCUUCCCCAUUGAAACACAUUGCAGUGACAGUACAUUUCCCUUUCAAAUCUGUUGUAAAUCAAUACUGGCUGCUUUCUUUACAUAUUUGUGUUGUUCGAUUAUCACUAAAUGAAAACCAAUAUAUUCAGAUAUAGUUUGAAAGGUACUUGAUUUAAGAGCCAUUCUUCAGACCUUCGGGUCCUGAAAGUGUUAUGUUCUCAUCCGGCAGCAUUUAAAAUUAGAUUCAAAAGAAGCACCCACAUAUUCUGUUGGAUUUCUCACAGACUUUGAAAAUAAAAAAAUUGUAUACAAUCCAA
Molecule: messenger RNA, 1148 nt
Organism: Cyclopterus lumpus (lumpfish)
Lineage: Eukaryota; Metazoa; Chordata; Actinopteri; Perciformes; Cyclopteridae
Gene: mesd
Product: mesoderm development LRP chaperone
Exons: 3
Coding region: 24-686 (220 amino acids)
Biological process (GO): protein folding
Source: RefSeq, a predicted model, not a curated record